Symbiodinium natans is the source of this 351-nucleotide messenger RNA. The record is from the annotation of a GenBank genome assembly. Lineage: Eukaryota; Dinophyceae; Suessiales; Symbiodiniaceae.
AUGUUGCCCAGCGCCGAAAGCUUCGAGCUGCAGAAGUGGUAUGUGUGGCGCCGGGGCCGCGCUUUUCCAGUCUCCCAGGUCGGCUACCACCCAGACACCUCGAUCUACGAGGAGCUGCAGGUCCAUCAGUGCUACGCUUCCAAUGGGCCAAUCAAGCUGGCCGCAACGUUGAUUGGCGGCUCGGGCGACUGUCUGAAGCAGGUGGCCGCGGGCGCCGAUGCGCUGAAGAACCCAGAGCCAGGCUUCUUCAUCCUCGGAUCGAAGUCCUACGGCCGCAAGAGCUCUUUCCUUCUGAAGAUUGGUCAUGAGCAGGUGAUGACCGUCCUCGAUGCUCUGACGGCCUCCGCGUGA